Messenger RNA from Neurospora crassa OR74A, 2989 nucleotides. RefSeq lists its product as uncharacterized. The record is from RefSeq and is a predicted model, not a curated record. Lineage: Eukaryota; Fungi; Ascomycota; Sordariomycetes; Sordariales; Sordariaceae. The coding region runs from base 588 to 2348 and encodes 586 amino acids. The transcript has 2 exons.
CGUUGUUGUCCACUUUCCGCCGCGGCAGUCCGUCCACCACACGACAAAAUCACCAAAACCAUCCCUUCCUCAUUUCCUGUGCCCGCAGGCCCAUCCAUGUACACACACGUACACAACAACAGCAGAGGCCAAACCCCUGACUCGGUCAUCGAAGCCUGACAUCUUUCUUUCUCUGUUCUUUCCUCCACAGAAUUACCCCAUCGCCUCCUUCCGCUGUGGAUCUCUUUUUCGGGACAGACAAGGCUUCAAACUCUGUGAUUUGACAAUCUCUUUUCCAGAGUGCCGUGAGAGUGUUGGUCAUCGACUCCAGCUCUAACUGUAAUUGUCCACAUACACCACAGCCUCGAUCGAACCUCUGAUCACCGACUGUCACUGCCUCUUCUCCGCCUUGGGGCAUGUCAAGAGAACAAGAAUAACGAUCGCUAUACGUCAGCGCCCAAGUUCAAGACUACUACAGACCUCCUCCGCCCACGACGAGGCAGGCAGAUAGAUACCCGAGACCUGCCAACGGUUAUAUACACACGGCUGUAUCCCAUCGUAUCGCGACACAUUCGAGACAUACCUCAAGCCAUACCGGACCAUCCAGGAUGAGCGCUUCACCAGACAACGAUUCCGUCGCCCGGUGCGAGUCGCCCGAGGCCCUGCCCUCGCCGGCCGUUGGCGCUCCCGUUCACAAGUUCAUGCGCUGUGCCUCUGCCACCUCGGCCAUCUCCCACGGAUCAGAAUCCACCGAACGCUCGCGUGACUCCCUCAUAAGCGACGCCGGCUCGGCCUUUUCGCGCUCCUCGUCCGGCACCUUUCCCGUCAGCUCGCGCCGCUCCGAAAUCAGAAGCAGCAGUAAGCGACGGGGCUAUAUGCGCCCUCAAGGAACCGACUUUGCCCAGAGCGCCCGCCAGCGCGAAUCCGUCCUGAGUCUUGGAAGCAUCGCCCACCUGCAGUACUACUUUGCCCGGACCGGACUUUUGGACGGCAAGGGCGCCCAGUUCGCUCGUAAACGCCAGCAAAAGGCCCAAACACUCGAUCUGUCCAUGCUCGAAGGCGGCGAUUACACGAUACCUAGGGUCUUGAACUUUGAGAACGAUUCGAGCUAUGCCUCCAUGGGCAGCAGUCCCAAUACCCCAGGGCUUGAGCCCGACAUCAAGUCGCCCACAGGAGAUGAGCACAACAUGGAAUUCCAGCCGCCCGAGGAGGAGUUCGGAUCGGAUUAUGAUGAGGAAACAGACCAGCAACAUAUGCUCCCGCCGACGGUCUCGACGUACAACCAACGCGAAAAGCCGAUCCCUAAACCCCCAUCGAUGGAGGAGCUUCGGGCCGAACUAACAAGCGCCCUCAACGCCGCCGAGCGAUCCCUAAAAGAAGCCAACGAAGCCACUGCGCCCGCGGGCGAGUCUGCUCCGCCGUCAGACCGGGUUGUCGUUCCACCCGCCAUCCUUCUCUCCGACAAAUCUUCCAAACCCAACUCUUCCGAACAAGAAUCCUCCAGCCCCGUCACUCCCACCGUCCCCCUCAACCCUACCGGCUGGUACGAAAUCCAAGGCAUGCACAUCCUCGACGUCAUGACCCUGGCCAUUCGCGCCGCCAAGAUCUACUACACCUCUCACGAGCGCCCGGACCGAUUAGACGCCAUCAAGUCGGAAAAGGACCUUCGUGCCGACCUCUUGUCAGUAAUGGACAUUCUCAAGAAAAUGGCCACCCGCGGCUUCAUCGGCGGCAUGCGCGACGACGAGUUCCAGACUAUGAACCAAUGGAUCAAAUCCCUGCGCGACAUGCUCUCCAAGGAAGACGAGAUGGAGGUCGCCGAGCAGAAGGAGCGCGAGUCCUGGACCUGGCUAAAACCGGAAAACUGGCCAACCGAUGAGAACGGGAACCAGAUUGAGCGCGAGGAAGCCUUUAUUCACUCCAUGUUGGCCGGCCUACCCUUGCCCCCGCCGCUGUCUAGUCUCAGCCCCUUGCCCAAGUGGACGCCGAUUGAUCGCUCGUCAAGUAAUCCGGAACCGACGCCGUUUCUGAGGGAGCUGAGUAACGGGAUUCGGUUGGUGCAUCUGCAUAAUUGCGCGGUACGCAAAAGUAGGCGGAGGUUUGGUGCUAUCCCCAGUUUCCAUGCAGACACGCAGAAACCGUACCGGGCAGCGGAUAAUUUGCGGUACUGGAUGAAGGCGGCGGAGCUCAGGUGGGAGGUGAUGAUCAAGUGCGACGCACUGGGGUUGCAGUAUGCCAAGGACGGCAAGCUGGAGAAUCCGGAGGAAGGGGGGAGGAUGUGGGUGGACUUUGAGGAGGCGGUGGUGAGGUGGUGUAGAGGGGUGAGGGCAGAAGUGGAGGGGGAGCUGAGGGGGAAUGUUAAGCCAUAGUGUCAGGUGGGAGUGGAGGGAAAGGGGAGUGCAUAGAAUUAAAGAAGAAAGUGAAGGCAUGAGGGAAGAAACACUCUAUAUAUAUAUGAGAGAAGUCCGGACAUGAGACACGGAGACGGAGGCUGAAACUUGAGGAUACACACACACACACACACACACACACACACACACAGAGAGAGAGAGAGAGAGAGAGAGAGAGAGACACACAUUUUCAUGCAUAUGGCAUUUUUUUUCGAUUUUACAUAUACCACACCGCACUGGCACACAUCAUUGGCAACUGGCACUUCAACUGGAUUAUUCACGGAAGGGAAAGAGAAGGGAUUUGGCAUCAUUAUCGUCAUUUUGUUUUAAUCCUUUAAUUUCUACUCCAAUCCAUUUAACAUCUGCAUACUUUACGUUACUUUCUUGCAUCGGAUCUUCUUUUGGUUAUGGAACGGUUUACACUUUAUAGGAAACAGUUGUUUGGAGUUAGCAGAGAGGAAGGGUAGAAACUACCUAGUAUCUAAAUACCUUUUGUAAACACGACGAGAGACGAGAGAGCUUGGGCAGGGACGGAACACAACAGAAAGAUUACCUAGCUUAAGAAGCUGGUUCAUAUGAGUUACCACUACAUAGAUGAAGAGAAAAACCGCAAUUAGAUC